Messenger RNA from Cuscuta epithymum, 2044 nucleotides. The record is from the annotation of a GenBank genome assembly. Lineage: Eukaryota; Viridiplantae; Streptophyta; Magnoliopsida; Solanales; Convolvulaceae.
GUUUAUUUGUUUAUAUCAUACUCCGUAGUUGACGUAUCAAUUUGAGUGAUUGGUAUGAGCGUCAAGGGUUAGAGGGUCUGGCGAUUCUGGCCACUCAUCGGGAGUCCGGCGUUAAAGCCGGCGAUAGAACUGAGACCACAGCCGCCGGAGCAGGGAUUUCAAUUCUUUUCGGUUCUUUCGUCACACCUAUAGCCGAGACUGACCAACAACGCACAAAUGCGACCUCAGACUUCCAGGCUAAAAAGGGGAUCUGCCAUGGAUCUACAUUCGAGGAAGGGACUGCAAUAGGACGACCAGCUACUCGACCGGAACUAGACGGGACCUCACCAAACCCAAAUACCCAACGAUGGAGACAGGAUAUCAAUAGAUCCCGAGUAGGCCUCAAACCAUCGACGAUGCACUCGGAACGGCGUCUGUCAGCUCGGGGGUCUGGGAACCACUAUUGGAGAAGCAUAGAUGCAGGCCAUCCAUGGAGAAGAUAUGAUCACCCAAGCGUGAAGUUUUCCAUUACACAGUCCCGACGAGCAUCAUCGACUGUAGAGCAACGAGUCAGGGGGAUUCCUUCUCACGAGAGGCGCAGGACAGAUGCUCGUGAUGCAAACCAUCGAUGGAGAGGCUGCGGAGGACAGAGUAAGAAGUUUCCUCAAUCCCGGCUAGCUCUAGUUGGGCGAGAUGUACAUCAUCGCAGGAGGACUCCAAUUGCACACAGGCAGCGCAAGACAGAUUUCAACUACAGGGGGAGCCAAUCAGCUGUGGAGUACACAGAUUUAUGUGGUAAUUCUCUCCAUCAACCUGGGAGGUUAAAAAACUGUUCUGAUGGAUUUAUUGAAAGUAAAUAUUUUUCCUUUCAAGCAUCAGAUUCACACAUUCGCAUUACAGAAACAAAACAUGGGUUAUUUUCUAGUAUUGAUUUUGAUAGUGAUGGUGCCAUUUGGUUGAUUAAAUGUUUGCCAAAGCUUCGAUCUGGAAAAGUCAUAUCAAGAAUAGUUUUAAGCAAAUGCAUCACUCUUCUUUUGGAUGGCAAUCAUUUUGGGGGAUAUGUAAGAAUUUUUUCAGGCUCAGACUCUAUCUUCAUACCGGAAGGUAAAAAUGGGGUUGGUAUCACUAGGUUCAUUGCAGGUCUUUCACGGGCUAUCUCUACAAUCACGGAAUCAGCUCCUAAGCAGGAACAUUCGCGAACUGUCGAACAAAAUCCAAAUGGGACUUUUUCUACAGAUGUUGAAAUCAUCAACGAUGUCAUUAAGCGCAUGGAUUGCUAUUCUAUGGAGACCAAGGAGCUUACUAUUUCAGAUGUCCUAGUGCAUGCUGAUUCAGUACUUUCUGGGAGAACUCACAACACUUUGGGCAUUUCUCAUACAAUCUCAUCUUUUGAUCCUUCUCAUUUUUGUUCCGUGUUAGAUCAUUCUAUUUCAGAGCUGAAAUCAUUUCUUCAGGAUAUUAUGAACUCGAGUGUGACCAAUUUGACAACUUUCCUUUCCAAGGAGUAUGAGCGUAUUAUGACACAACAUCAUGAGAGUAAAAAAUAUGAGGAUGGGCUUGCCAUUGAGCAAAGCAAGGAUGGAAAUGGGGGCGCUCAGUCAGAAGAAAUCAAAGAAAACACAGUAUAUACGGAGCGGCGCUUUGAACACUCGGAUUUUUCAGAUUGUGAUAUUCUGGAGCAUGGCUCCUCAAGGGGAAUUGGAGAGUAUGUUGAUUCAGAUUUCGGGGAUACAUAUCUUGGACACACUUCAGAUAACGAAAAGCGGACUCCUAUAUCAACAGUGGAGGAUUUAUGGGAUUUUGACACUAAUCAGAAUAUUUGUAAUAAGGCAUUACUUGUCACAAGGGAUAACUGUUUGCCUACAAGUAAUCUGAAUCUGCAAAUGAAAACUUACAAAAAGAGGACUCCACAUUCACAUCGUAUGAAAACACGAUCUCAAACUCGCAAGGAGCGUUGAUGUUGAUAAAGGGAGUUAGGGUUUUUUUGGGUAGGGAAAAAAAUGUAUUUGGGGAUUGGGUAUUUCCUUUUCUUUUUCUUUUUGUUCCUCUUCUGUCUUCUUUUUUC